Messenger RNA from Aspergillus heteromorphus CBS 117.55, 1140 nucleotides. RefSeq lists its product as uncharacterized. The record is from RefSeq and is a predicted model, not a curated record. Lineage: Eukaryota; Fungi; Ascomycota; Eurotiomycetes; Eurotiales; Aspergillaceae. Bases 35 to 925 code for a protein of 296 amino acids. The transcript has a single exon.
CUGAAGACUUAGGCACCGACAUCCCUACAAGGCCAUGGAUGGAAAGAAAGAGCAAGAAGCAAACCACAGUGCCUUCGAGGCUUCCGUGGCGCGGGGAGCGGAAGAAGACCUUCCAGCGUAUUCCGCGCACCCGACCGCGGAAUCGCCCUUCGACUUCCCCGCCGCCUGCUCUGGCUCUCAGUCGCACGCUCCCCAACUUCGGCAACUCAUCGCGAUCCCCCAAAUCGCGUCCACGCCCACCGCUCCCUUCCUGGACGCCUACGCGCAACCCCUCCUGCAGUACGGAAUCACCCCAGAAUCCUGGCGCGCAUUCCUGACCACUAUAUCGGCCUUCCUGGCCGCUCGAGUCUCCAACCAAGCCUUGUCCCACGCCGCCGACAUCGGCCGGCAAGUCGGCACGGUCCCAAAGCGACUGGGCCAGGGCACGCUCGAUCACGCGCGAUCGAUCAAGACGAACAUCCGUGACGCCGCCCGGGACGGGAAAUACGUGAGUGCAGCGUUUGGGGUGGUUGGCGGGGCGAUCAGCCUGCCGGUCGGGACGGCGCUGCGGGCGGUGGGCGCCACGGUCAGUUUGCCCGGCACGGCGAUUCGCGCCGUCGCGCAGAAGCCGCAGACCCCGCGCGAGAGAGCCGCCGCGUACGCCGCCGCCGCUACCCUGAAGUGGUUCGGACAGCGCGGGCUGCAGGCGCAGUUGGUUGACGUUACUGCCCUUGCCAGCAUGGUGGGAUUGGGCGAGCCAGGCCAGUUGCUUCAACGGGUCGCGACGGCGGCAGAUGGCAGUGCCAGCGCGCAGAUGGCGACCUUGUCUGCGUUUCUCUCUCCGCUGGAGAUCUUCUCGGGGAGUACCCUGGACCUGGGGGUUGAUAACCUCUGGUUGAUCAUUACGCAGGCUGAGGGGGUCGAGGACGUCUCGGAGAAGUCCUAGAUACUCGGGGCAGAAACAGAUAUUCAACAAGGCGAGAAGGCUUCUUCUACUCUACCUUGCCACUGAGAGAAACCCUACAAGUCCGGCGUCAACUUUUGAUUGACACUUGAUAUAUAUAUAUAUAUAAGUAGAGUAGCAGCACUCGACUUGUCGACCUUUCUACUAUCUACUUACGAUCACGGAUUAGAAUUGCAUGUUAUUUUCUUUAUUGCAAA